This is a messenger RNA of Adineta steineri, 993 nucleotides long. The record is from the annotation of a GenBank genome assembly. Lineage: Eukaryota; Metazoa; Rotifera; Eurotatoria; Adinetida; Adinetidae.
AUGAGUACAACACAACCAACAUCAUCGUCAACAUCACCUAUCGUUGUGAAUACAUGGCCAUUUGUAAAUGCAACAAGAAAUGCUUUUACUAAACUAAUAACACCUGGUGCAACAUGUUUAGAUGCUGUUGAAGUCGGUUGUCGAACAUGUGAAGACGAACAGUGUGAUGGUAGUGUAGGAUGGGGAAAUCAUCCAGCUGAAGAUGGAGAAACAACACUAGAUGCUCUUAUUAUGGAUGGACGUACAAUAACUGCUGGUGCUGUUGCAAAUUUACAUCGCAUUAAAAAUGCAGUUGGUGUAGCUCGUGCUGUUUUACAAUAUUCAUCACAUUCAUUAUUAGUUGGUGAGAGUGCAACUAAAUUUGCACUUGAAAUGGGUUUCAAAGAAGAAGAUCUUCAUAGUAAUGCAUCAAUAAAUCUUUGGAAUCAAUGGAAAAAUGGAAAUUGUCAACCAAAUUUUCGACGUAAUGUACAACCAGAUCCAGCUACUAGUUGUGGCCCAUACAGACCUAAACUAGAAAAUAUUAGUAACAAGCCAAUAUGUCAUCAAUUACCAGCUCGAGAACAUGAUACAAUUGGUAUGAUUGCUUUAGAUUCAAAUGGUGAUAUGGCAGCAGGUACUUCAACAAAUGGUCUUCAAUUUAAAAUUCCAGGUCGUGUUGCUGAUUCAGCUGUAAUUGGUAGUGGUGCUUAUGUUGAUAAUGAAAUAGGUGGUGCUUGUGCUACAGGUGAUGGUGAUGUUAUGCAACGUUUUGUUCCUUCUUAUCAUGCUAUACAAUUAAUGCGACAAGGUAUUCCACCUGAAGAAGCAUGUUCAGAUGCAAUAAAACGUAUUGCUAAAUACAAUCCAACUUUUACUGGUGCUGUAUUAGCACUUCAUAAAAAUGGACAACAUGGUGCUGCUUGUCAUGGCAUGGAUACAUUUCCUUAUUCUGUUAUGCAACAAGGUUGGGUAGAUCCAAAAGUCUAUCAAAUUCCUUGUUUUAAAUCAUAA